GCAGAAUGAGAACCUUCUUGUCUUCCAUGUUGAUUUUUCACAACUAGUCAAAACUCAAUUUUUGUACUGUUUUCCCUAGGCUUCGGUAUAUGAAUGUUGAAACCUGUUUUGUAUAAUCAUGGGUCAAAAUAUAUUUUCAGUAACUUUUGAAGAUUUAGUUAACUUUUAGUGGAUUUAAUGUAAAAAAGAUAUAUGUAUGUGCAUUAUUUAAUUUUUCUAUAAAUUUUUGACCGUACGAAAUUUUGUUGUGAUCAAAAUCAACUUAUUGAAAACAUUUUUUAAUAUCUAUCUUGUUCAAUUUUAACGAUUUCAGAGUUGGGUUCGUACGUUUCUAUUACGAAUGUCCAAAGCAAUUUAACUCUUAAUAAUAUACGUUUGCAACUCAAAUGUUUUGCAUACAUCUUAUAUACAUGUGUUUGUAUAUAUAACGUAAAUAUAUCUUCUUUUUUGUUUGUUAUUAAUUAUACGUAUAUUUUCAAUGAAUAAUAACCAAAUUCUGUGAUAAGUACGAUGUCAACGUCAAAGUCACCUGUAAAUCCCGACGAUCAUGAAUUCGUCGUCCCGAAAAAGUCGAUUAAAGUACCAUCUGAUAUGGUAAUUUGGGAAAAAUCCGAAGCAUAUUUUGAAUACUUGGGAUUUAUAUUGGCCUUAAAUGAAUCGGUUCAGGGAAAAGCUUUAAAUGUUGAAUACACACAAAGUCCUACAAUAGCCAGUAUUGUUCAAAUGCUUAAUGAAUUUGAUGAAUGGAUAACACAGAUACCUCCCACUGAGCAGCCCCAACGUUUUGGUAACAAAUCGUUUAGAGAAUGGCACGAAAGAUUACAACAGAAUGGAAUAGCAGAAUUACAAAAAGUAUUGCCAGAAAAAUUACAUAGAGCAGUUCCAGAAAUAGUCCAGUAUUUAUAUGAAGGCUUUGGAAAUCCAACGCGUAUAGAUUAUGGUACAGGACAUGAAAUGGCAUUUUUAAUGUUUUUAUGUUGUAUGUUCAAAAUUGGUGCUUUCACACAGGAUGAUAAAGUAGCUGUAGUUGUAAAAAUAUUUAACAGAUAUCUGGAAUUAGUGCGUAGAUUACAAUUAACUUAUCGGAUGGAACCAGCAGGUAGUCAUGGUGUAUGGAGCUUAGAUGACUAUCAAUUUGUCCCAUUUAUAUGGGGAAGUGCUCAAUUAAUUGGGCAUCCUCGUAUAGAACCUCGUCAUUUUGUUGAACCAGAUAUUAUUCAAGCUUUUAACAAGCAAUAUAUGUUUCUUGGUUGUAUUGAAUUUAUUUCAAAGGUAAAGAUAGGUCCAUUUGCUGAACAUUCAAAUCAGUUAUGGAAUGUUAGUGCUGUAUCUUCUUGGGCCAAAGUAAAUAAUGGUCUUAUUAAAAUGUACAGAGCUGAGGUUUUAGCAAAAUUUCCUGUUAUACAACAUGUUUUAUUUGGUUCUUUAUUAUCGAUAAAACCGGCGUCUGUUCCACCUGUUAAAAGGGGACCUCGUCGAGAUCAACCAUUACAACCACCACCGACUCAGUAAUAGUAUUGUACAAAUACGCUUCAUAUCUGUUGAUGUAGUUUGUAACAAAUAUCCGGUAUUUAUAAUGAAACUAUGUUGCAAUUGUAUGCUAAAUUUCAAGAUAUAUGACACAAAUAAUUGUAUUAUGUUGCUUUUAUGCUGCACCAAUUUUUCCAUUGUUAAAUCGUAAAAUAUAUGUGUUUUAUAUAUAAAUUUUAUUUGUAAAUUAUUAAAAAUUUAUUUUAGGAAAUGUCAGUCAUAUUAGUUAACAAUGUGUUAGUAAUUAUCUAAGAUAAUCUAGAAAUUAGUUAACACGAUUAUUUAUUGUAAAUAAAAUUAAUCUGUUACAAAAAAUGGUUCAUAAUAUGUAACACACAUUGUCACGAGAAUUGCUUCAAUAUGAAUACUUACAUACUGUAAAAUAGAUUACUUUUUAAUUUCACCCAGUUAGUAGCAAUUUGUUUGUAUACAGACACAACCACUAACAAGCAUCUUCUUGUAUGAUAGAAUAAAUAUUGUAUCACUAACAAGUGCUUUUAUAAUAAUAUAUAAUACAGCUAUAUAUAUAAUAUAAAUAUAAUAAUCUAUAUAUUAAUAUAAUAA
This is a messenger RNA of Bombus huntii, 2094 nucleotides long. RefSeq names its product serine/threonine-protein phosphatase 2A activator-like. The coding region runs from base 511 to 1512 and encodes 333 amino acids. Lineage: Eukaryota; Metazoa; Arthropoda; Insecta; Hymenoptera; Apidae. Gene Ontology annotation, biological process: mitotic spindle organization. The transcript is spliced from 8 exons. Gene Ontology annotation, molecular function: protein tyrosine phosphatase activator activity; peptidyl-prolyl cis-trans isomerase activity. Gene Ontology annotation, cellular component: nucleus; cytoplasm; protein phosphatase type 2A complex. The record is from RefSeq and is a predicted model, not a curated record.